Messenger RNA from Striga asiatica, 897 nucleotides. The record is from the annotation of a GenBank genome assembly. NCBI's taxonomy places the organism in Eukaryota, Viridiplantae, Streptophyta, Magnoliopsida, Lamiales, Orobanchaceae.
AUGAAAGUUUUCCACUUGGGGCCCGCCACCAGCUCCGACCACUCCCUCACCUUCUUCAGCGCGUCGAUUCCCCUCCCCCACCAACUCCGGCGGAUUUUCUCAGGCAUGUCCGCCUCCGACACCGAGAUCCGCUCCCAGUUCUCUCUCCUCCGCGAGAUCGAGCACGGAAAAUUCCACAAAACGCGGAUUCAUGGAAAUCGUCGCACGGAUCCUCUCCUCUCCGCUGGUUCUCCGGCGCAGCGGCCCACGGUUGCGUCGCCGCCAUGUCCGGAGAUCGAUUACGUAUGUCCUAUUGGGAUAAUAAAAAGGAGAGAAGAACAAUCAAAAACGACGGCGCAGAAGGAAGAAGAUUCACCCUCUGCAAACCCUAGCGCGGCACACAAACACACUCGAUCUCGGUCUCAUAUAAUCGGCAAAUUUGGGGAAAGAGACGAUGGGAAACCGGAAGGACCGAGCAGCACCAGCACCAGCACCAUUGGUGAUGAGGUAUGCCGUAUGUCGGAGAGGGCUUAUCGCGUGGUGUCUAAUUCCAGAGCCAUUAACUGCUGCGCAAUUCUCAAGGGUCGAUUGUUUCGCCGAUUACGAAUGGGUGAUUCCCCUCAAUCGACGAAAUCGGCGUCCCGACUUCGUAUGAGCUUGGCAUUAUUACAGCAAAGCGGCACAUCGACGUAUGUUGAAAACGAGCAACCAGAUGCACUUUGUAAGAUGCAUCUGGACGAACUUAAACGUGGUGCUGCCCGUGUGAAGCGUACGAAAGUUGGUUCAUGCAAAGUGAGUCAACCUGAUAGUGACGAUUUCGUCGUUGAUGCGCCUAAGCACGGUCUCGAGAGAAUUACUAAUGCUAAGCGUGUCAAGGGUAGAAAUGAACUGUCCGAGAAUGACACUGGUUCAUCUUAA